AUGGGCGUGCAGGGCUUCCAGGACUACAUCGAGAAGUACUGCCUGAGCGCUGUGGUGCCGGUGAAGCUGCAGAAGCUGGCCCAGGGCAGCCUGGUGGGCGGCGGGCGGCAGCGGCCCCGGCAGACCCUGCUGCUCCUGCUGGUGGAUGCCAACUGCCUGCACCGCCUCUAUGGCGGCUUCUACACCGACUGGGUCAGCGGCGGCCAGUGGAACCACAUGCUCAGCUACCUGGUGGUGCUAGCCAAGGCCUGCUUUGGCGGCAACAUUGAGCUCUUUGUCUUCUUCAACGGCAUGCUCGAGAAGGCCUGGCUGCACGAGUGGGUCAAGCGGCAGGGCAACGAGUGCCAAAUGGUGCAGCAGAUCAUCAGCCAUGUCCAGAACAAGGGCACCCCGCCGCCCAAGGUCUGGUUCCUGCCGCUCAUCUGCAUGGCCCACUGCAACCGCCUGGCUCUCAUCCGCUUCCAAGUCAAGGUUGCACAGAGCAUUGAAGAUCACCAUCAGGAAGUGAUUGGUUUCUGCAGAGAGGAUGGUUUCCAUGGCUUGGUUGCAUAUGACUCUGAUUAUGCACUGUGCAACAUCCCCUACUAUUUCAGUGCCCAUGCCCUAAAACUGAGCCAGAAUGGGAAAAGUCUCACCACAAGCCAAUAUCUGAUGCAUGAAGUUGCCAAGCAACUGGACCUGAAUCCAAAUCAUUUUCCUAUUUUUGCUGCUCCCUUAGGAAAUCACAUUCUGCCUGAUGAAGAUCUGGCUUCCUUUCAUUGGAGUUUACUUGGUCCAGAACAUCCACUAGCCUCACUAAAGGUCCACGCCCACCAGCUGGUCUUGCCACCUUGUGAUGUAGUGAUCAAAGCUGUUGCUGCCUAUGUCCUCAACAUUCAGGACACCUCUGACUUGGAUGCCAUAGCUAAAGAUGUUUUCCAGCAUUCACAGUCUAGAACAGAUGACAAAGUUAUACAAUUUAAGAGAGCAAUUGCAUAUUAUUCAGCGACUAGUAAGCCUAUGUCUUUUCAUCCACCUCAUUACUUACCCGGACCCGGUCUGUUUGGAAUGCCUGGGAUGGUGCCGCCACAUGUUCCUCCUCAGAUGCUCAACAUUCCACAGACCUCUCUGCAAGCAAAGCCCAUGGCCCCACAGGUGCCCAGCCCAGGGGGUGCCCCGGGCCAGAGUCCAUACCCGUACAGCCUCUCUGAGCCAGCAGCUCUCACUUUGGACACGAGUGGGAAGAAUCCAAUGGAGUAGAACAGCUACAGCAACGUUCCUCAUGAAGGGAAACACACGCCUCUGUAUGAGCGGUCCUUGCCCAUCAACCCAGCCCGGAGUGGCAGCCCCAACCACGUGGAUUCUGCCUACUUCUCUGGAUCUUCUACAUCGUCAUCUUCCGACAACGAUGGGGGCAGUGGAGGGACGACAAACCAUAUCAGUGGGAACAAGAUUGGCUGGGAGAAGAUGGGAAGCCACUCAGAGCCUCAGGCACGAGGAGACCCAGGAGACCAAACAAAGGCAGAAGGCUCAUCCACUGCCUCUUCAGAAAGCCAACUAGCUGAAGGCAAGGGAAGCCAGAUGGGCACUGUCCAGCCAAUGACAGUGCCCACCAGGAACCACAUGGACAUCACCACACCUCCCCUGCCCCGCAUUGCACCUGAGGUGCGGAGAGUGGCCGAGCAUAGGCACAAGAAGGGGCGGAUGUACCUCUACAUCUUCCAUGUCCUGAUGAAGGGUGAAAUCUAAAUUGCUGUUUCUAUUGAAGAUGAAGUCAACAAGGACCUGCCUCCAGCCGCUCUGGUCCAUAGGCCAGUUCAUCAGUAUGUUUAUGGAGUCCUGUUUAGUUUGGCAGAAAACAGAAAGAAAACUGAGAGACUUGCUUUUAGAAAGAACAGAUUUCCACCAGAAUUCUCACCAGUGAUCAUUAAAGAAUGGGCAGCUUACAAAGGGAAGUCUCCUCAAACCCCAGAACUGGUUGAAGCUCUUGCCUUCAGGGAGUGGACCUGUCCCAACCUGAAGAGGCUAUGGUUGGGAAAGGCUGUGGAGGACAGGAACUGAAGGAUUAGGGCCUUCCUGGCCUGCAUGAGGUCAGACACCCUGGCCAUGCUCAACCCUGCCAAUGUGCCCACUCACCUCAUGGUGCUCUGCUGCAUCUUACGGUACAUGGUGCAGUGGCCAGGAGCACGCAUCCUCCAGUGUCAGGAGCUGGAUGCCUUGCUGGCUCAGGUGCUGUCCCCCAAACUCUAUGAGCCUGAUCAGCUCCAGGAACUCAAGAUUGAGAACCUAGAUCCCCGACGGCCAAUCCCCUGGGAACACUGUUGUCCUUGGAUGUAUUUUGAUGGGAAAUUCUUCCAAUCCAAACUCCUCAAAGCCAGCUGGGAAAAGACCCCGCUCAUUGACCUCUGUGAUGGUCAGGCUGAGCAGGCUGCCAAGGUAGAGAAGAUGCACCAGAGCGUCCUUGAGGGGCUCAGCUUCUCCCAGCAGAACCACAUACUCCCUUUCCCACCACCUCCUGCCCUGCCCUUCUACCCUGCCUCUGCAUACCCCCGGCAGUUUGGACCUGUCUCACCCUCUCAGGGCAGGGGCAGAGGCUUUGCAGGUGUCUGUGGCUUUGGAGGCCCCUAUGGGGAAAUGGUAGCAACAGACCCCUACCAUGCCUUCCAUGUGGUGGCAGCAUCGGGACACCGUGGAGCCUUCUCAGGCAGUGAUAGCAGCAGGACUAGCAAGUCCCAGGGUGGAGUCCAACCUGUACCUUCUCAGAGAGGCAAACUAGAAAUAGCUGGCACUGUUUCUGUUGAAGGACCAGCUAGAGGGUGUCCAAUAGGAGUUAUUUCCACCCCAGUGAUUAGAACAUUUGGAAGAGUUGGAAGGUACUAUGGCAGAGGUUAUAAAAACCAGUCAUUGAUUCAGGGCAGACCUUUUUAUGCUGCUUCAGCAGAAGAAGUGGCCAAAGAACUUAAGUCAAAAUCUGGGGAAUCGAAGUCCUCUGCUACAUCUUCAGACGGGUCCCUGGCUGAAAACAGAGUGAUGGCCGAGGAGAAACUGGCUCCCCAGAUGAAUGGGAGCGUGGGUGACACCAGGACCCCCAGCCACUCUGAAAGUGCCUUGAAUAAUGACUGUAAAACAUGCAAUACAAAUCCUCAUCUAAAUGCACUAAGUACAGGCAGCGCUUGCCACAGAGAAGCUGCUCUGGAGACAGCUGUCUUAAAUAAAGAAGAGUAAACUUAUUUUUUAUAGAGGAUGAAGGAUGCUGGAAGGGUAAAGAUUUAGGAAUAUCUGCAGAGAGAGAGCCUGCAGUUAUGUACAUUUUGUCUUUUCCAUAAGAGAAAAAUGAGGACUUUGGAAAUUCAGAUCCCACUUUGAUAUCAGAGAUUUAAACAACACAUUUUUAGUUUUAACCAGUUGUAGUCAAAAUGCUACAAUAAAACAAAAAAGAGGAAGAAAAUGAAGAGCAUUUGACUCCCGCACUUAAAAUGAAGUACACAUAAAGUUUAAACUGGUUAUGACAAAAGCCUAU
Messenger RNA from Callithrix jacchus (white-tufted-ear marmoset), 3499 nucleotides. The record is from RefSeq and is a predicted model, not a curated record. Lineage: Eukaryota; Metazoa; Chordata; Mammalia; Primates; Cebidae.